Molecule: messenger RNA, 768 nt
Organism: Paramecium primaurelia
Lineage: Eukaryota; Ciliophora; Oligohymenophorea; Peniculida; Parameciidae
Source: the annotation of a GenBank genome assembly
AUUAGAAGCAAUAAUGAGUUAGGAGGAGAUUUGGGCUAAAUAAGAUGAUAUAAAUUUAUAAGCUGAGGAAGGUGAGUAAAGAAGGAAGAAUAAAAAAAGAGUAAUUACAAAUCCCAAUUAAUUAACAGGACAUUGGAGUGAAUAAGAACAUAAUACAUAUAUAGAUUUUUUGAAUAUGCAUAGAACAGUGAUGGAAUCAUAAGAUUAAAAGAAAACAAGCAAGAUUUUCAAAUUGAUGAGUGAAACCAUUGGUACUAGAAGUCCUUCUUAAUGCCGGUGAGAUUAGUUUUUUCUCUAUCUUAUAGGUCUCAUCAUUAGAAGUUUAAUCCUUUUUUACAUUCUGUUAAGAAGAGAUCAAAGGGAGUGGGUCGAAAGAGAAAGGAGAAUGGAAACUAAGAUAAAAUAGAUAAAUUUAAUGAUAAUGGACUGUUAUAAUAGUUUAUGAUUGGACCUCAAUUUUAUUAAUAAUAAUAGAGUUUUUAAGAUUUCUAAUUUCAAUUUCCGUAGAUGUCAUAUAUGUUUCCAAUGAUGGAUUAGAUUUGUAAGGAUGAGGAUAAAUUAAAUCUAUAUGAUUAAUAAUAGUUGUAUUAUCAGUAAUACUUGUUGGCAUAAUAGUAAAUGUAGUCGUAAAUGGAUGAGAAAAAUUUGUUUUGUUAUUUUAUGUAACCCUAACAGAUUCAGAUGAAUUUGAAUUAUUAUCCACAAUAGAUGAUAUCUAAUAUAUCAGAUGAUUUAAACAUCAAAGAUAAUCAAUUUGAUGAAUAAUGA